AUGCAGCGCGUUGGCGGAUUCCUCUGCACCGACCUGGAGAGCAGCCUGCAGGGCUUCAAGGAGGGGGCGGGGAAACACAUGGUGGUCCUGGACCUCCGCGUCGACGCGGACGACGCCAGCAAGAUCAUUGCCCAGCGCUCGUUCCUGAAGCUGGGGGAGGGGAGCUCGGUGCAGGUGUUGAAGCAGAUAGUACAGUGCGGGCCGGUGGUUCGAAACUUCGAGGCGCUCUACGGCACGCUGCCGCAUCCCCAGACGGGGCUGCGCCCAAGCGCCAGCUUGAACCCCGCAGGCCCGCGGGGCGGGGACGGUGGCGGCGACUGCGUCAUCUGCCUGUCGAAGCCCAAGCAGGUCGCCAUCCUGCACUGCAGGCACGUCUGUCUGUGCAGAGACUGCGCCAAAAUAACCUCGUCGACAUGGUCUUUCCAGUGUCCUGUGUGCCGGGGCCGCGUGGCUGCGAUGGUCGGCGUCGACAGCGCCAGUGGCCCCGACGGCAACUGA
Prorocentrum cordatum is the source of this 498-nucleotide messenger RNA. Lineage: Eukaryota; Dinophyceae; Prorocentrales; Prorocentraceae. The record is from the annotation of a GenBank genome assembly.